Nilaparvata lugens (brown planthopper) is the source of this 2050-nucleotide messenger RNA. RefSeq names its product keratin-associated protein 5-1 (gene aspr). The record is from RefSeq and is a predicted model, not a curated record. The annotation marks the transcript as partial. Lineage: Eukaryota; Metazoa; Arthropoda; Insecta; Hemiptera; Delphacidae. The transcript is spliced from 5 exons.
AUUGAUGUGCUUGCAGACAGCAAUGACUGCCCAGGCUCCCGCACUUGCCGUGACUACCGUUGCGUUGACGUAUGCGCCGGCCAGUGUGGUGUGAAUGCAGAGUGCUAUGCACGCAAUCAUAUUCCCGUCUGCACGUGUCCGGCCCGUUACACUGGCGAUCCGCUCGUGUCGUGUCGUCAGAGGGAUCCAGAGGAGCUAUGCCACCCCAGCCCAUGCGGCGCAAACACACAGUGCAAGGUGGUGAACGAUCGUCCAGUGUGCACCUGUCUUCCGGGCUACUUCGGUUCGCCCCUGCAAGGAUGUCGUCACGAAUGUGACUCUGACGCAGACUGUGGUCCCAGCCAGGCUUGCUCCAACUUCAAGUGCACCUCGCCCUGUGCCUCGGGCGCAUGCGCACCUACUGCCAACUGUGAAGUGCGCAAUCAUCGUGCUAUAUGCUCCUGUCCACCGGGCUAUUUCGGCGACCCAUUCGUGUCAUGCUCGGCCGAGUGUGUGGUGCACGAGGACUGUCCCUACAACAAGCCGAUGUGUUCGGCCUCGCGCUGUGUGAACCCUUGCGCCGGACAGUGCGGCCAGAACGCAGACUGCAAUGUGCGAGACCGCACACGAGCCAUCUGCAGCUGCCCUAAGGACAUGACGGGCGAUCCCUUCGUCUACUGUCGGCCCUUCGAGAAACGUCAGUUGCCUCAAUAUCAUAUUAACCUUUGUCUGCCAGGAUAUCUUGGAAAUGCUCUCAGUGGAUGUCAGAGGGGAGAGUGCCAAUCUGACUCUGAAUGCCGAUCCGACCAGAACUGUAUCAACUACGAGUGCAAGCCAGUGUGUGUAAGCCAAUGCGGAGUCGACGCCAUUUGCAACGCAAGGAACCACGUUGCAGUUUGCACCUGUCCACCUGGAUACUCAGGAAACGCCCUUAAUCGCUGCUACAGGGACACAUCCUCUUCCCGUUCUGCUUACUCCCGAUCCCGUUACUAUUAUUAGAAAUUCAUUCAUAAAAAAGUAUCUAACAUCGAUUUAACUCAUUCUGAACAUCGUUUAAUAAUGAAUGGACGUCUUCUCAAUCUAUAGAGUAAUCAAUGAACGUGUUCUCGAUCUAUAGAGGACCUUAGAGUAAUCAAUGAACGUGUUCUCGAUCUAAAGAGGAACUUAGAUUAAUCAAUGAACGUGUUCUCGAUCUAUAGAGGAACUUAGAGUAAUCAAUGAAGACGUUCUCGUUCUAUAGAGGAACAUAGAUUAAUCAAUGAACGUGUUCUCGAUCUAUAGAGGACCUUAGAUUAAUCAAUGAACGAGUCUCCGAUCUAUAGAGGACCUAAAAGUAUAUAUAUCUUCGAUACAGCUUUUAAUUAUUGAAGUCGACAUAAACAAAACUAGUAUUGUGACAAUUGAUUCGCCUUCAUCUAUUUUAUCAAACAGAUGAAGUGCUCUGUAUAGUGAAGAUGUCCCCAGAAUACAUGGAAUGAUAACAUAAAAUGUAUUGAAAAGAAACAGUUCAUAUCUUCUUCUUCUACUUGUUGAUAGUUCAAUUCUGUGAUGAAUUUUCUUGAAAUUCUUGUGUAAACCAAUUUUAUGGGACGCAACUUGGAUAUUCUCUAUAAGGCGGAGUUAGGACUUCCAAGUCCUCUCAACCACAAUCUUAAAAUUUAAUCUUCAUGUUUAAAUUUUUGUAUUUCCCUUUACACUUCGAAAAUAUCUGUAUGAGACUAGUUUUCCAAUAAAAAAAAUAUAGAAUAAAAUAAAUAUAUGGAUUUGGAAUCUCCAUUUGAACUGCUCUAGAAUUGAAAUCUCAUUAGCAAUGAAACAUCAUUUCAGACAAUAUUCUAUCAUUAUUAUCCAGGAUUGCAAUGUUAUCUUUCUUCUACUUUUGUCAUUUUAUUACUCUUGUUUAUGAUAAACUCAUUGAAUCUUAUUUUCUUUAGAUUAACUUAACUUGGAUAUUCUAUUCUUAAAAGUAUUUUCAUGUAUUUUCUAUCGAUAAAACUUUCAAAGCUCAUAUUAUAUUGAUAAGACUUUAUAAGAGACAACAUUAGUUUUUUAAUAAAUUAUUUAACAUGGA